AUGGCCCUCGAAUCUCGAUGUUUCCUAUUUUCAUUGAUCUUGUUGAGUCUGUUGUGUUUUGUUCCCAACAUAGCCUGCCACAGCGGCGACGGCUGGAUGGCUCUCACGCCAGACGAAAUCAAGAGCAAGGACAUGAAUGCGCUCGCAAAUUACACAGUGAUCGAGCACAACAAAGAGAAAAAAAGGAAUUUGGUAUUCGAAAAAUUGUGCAACGGCUACAAACAUGUGAACGUCUCGGGACAAAUGUACAAUCUGUUUGAAACAGCCACCGAUUACGAUAAAUGCACCACACCUAUGGGGAGCUGCGACGGCGAUCGCAGGAGCUACAAAGCGGUCGUGUGGGUCCAGGACUUGAAGAACCGCACAACGCUUUUGUCCUUCAAAAAGAUUAACGUAACGUGUAAUCUUAAAUAA
Molecule: messenger RNA, 414 nt
Organism: Striga asiatica
Lineage: Eukaryota; Viridiplantae; Streptophyta; Magnoliopsida; Lamiales; Orobanchaceae
Source: the annotation of a GenBank genome assembly